Messenger RNA from Solenopsis invicta (red fire ant), 1698 nucleotides. RefSeq names its product arrestin domain-containing protein 17. The transcript is spliced from 6 exons. Lineage: Eukaryota; Metazoa; Arthropoda; Insecta; Hymenoptera; Formicidae. Gene Ontology annotation, cellular component: cytoplasm. Bases 607 to 1533 code for a protein of 308 amino acids. The record is from RefSeq and is a predicted model, not a curated record. Gene Ontology annotation, biological process: protein transport.
ACAGCAAAACAUCCCACAUUAUUUCAUGACAAUGACUGUCAUUCUAACAUCAUUUUAAUAUUUUCUGUAACACUUCAGAUUUAAGCCAUUUUCUGUUGGAUUUCCACUUUAUUUUCAGUAGCGGCCAUCUUAGACCUCUUAUUAGGAUUAUACUCCCACCACCGUAAUGCUCUUUCCAGUCCUCCAUGGCAAACGGACCAGAGUAGAUAAUAUUAUAUUGUUAUUCAGACUGUGAGAUCGGACGGAUCGUUCUUGAUUAUUCGGACUAAAAAUAUAUCAGUGUUGUUUAUCUGCUUACAUCUUUAUUUUAUUUGCUUAUGUCAUUAAGUUUUCCUUAUAGUGAGAUCCAGUUUGAACCAGCUUACAGUAUUAUCAAUUUCUUACUCUCAAUCACUUAAAUUUAAAUUAUACGAUCUUCCGUAAGAUCAUCGAUCUUUCAUACCCAGCCAGAAAUAAUAAUAAAAUCAAUGUCGAAAUCAUCAAAUCGAAUCGACAUCAAUUCAAUAUCGUACUCAUUGAAUCGAUGUCGAUUCUAUUAUCAUUUCUAAUCAAAAAUUUGUCGAUAAUGUGACGAGAUCGCAACUAAAAAGUGCAUUGUCGUAAAAAAUGCCGUCGCUCAACAUUUUUUGCUUUGAAUUUGAUCGGCCGGGUACUGUUUACACACCCGGUGAAAUCAUCAGCGGUCACGUUAUUAUCGAUCUGGAAAGGGAAAAAAUUGCAGAAGCACUAAAAUUAUCGAUUAAAGGAGAAGCUAACGUCAGAUGGGAAGAGAGUACGAGUAUGACAAAUAGUAAUGAAAAUUCUACAUCUUCCACUAUUACUUAUUGGGGAAAUGAAAAGUAUUUUAAAUUCACUAUCUUGCUGUUAGAAACAACGAAAGGCGAUGGAAAAGUACAUAUUCCUGCAGGGUUGAGUAGGUAUCCUUUUUGUAUCCAAUUACCUCACGAAAUACCAUGCAGCUUCGAACAUCGUAUUGGUCAUAUUAGAUACAAGAUAAAAGCAGUUAUUGUUAGACCAUGGCAAUUCAAUUACAAAUGUGAAGUUAUGCUCACCAUCUUUCGGACUUACGAAUUAAAUAUUCGUUAUGAACAAUGUAUCGGCGUACACGAUGAAAUAAAGCGACCUUUCACUUAUCUCUGCUGCAUCGACAGAGGUUUGAUACACAUGAAUGUUAAUUUGUCAAAAACAGGAUUUGUUCCAGGACAAUGGAUCGAAACAAUUCUUAAUUUAAGGAAUACUACCAUUGAAUUGCAAAAAAUCUGCAUUAAAUUACAACAAUCUUUUAAAUUUUGUGCAACUGCGAGGGAAAAGCACGUUAAGGAAACUGUGGCAAAAGUACAAAAAAUAGGACCAUUCGAUAAAUAUGCUAUUAUCGAGUUACGUUUACUUAUUCCAUCGGUACCACCUUCGGAACUGGAAUUCUGUAAUAUAAUUCAUUUAAAUUAUAUUCUGCGAAUCACUCUCCACAAUUCAAAAAUGUUUCGCAAGAUUGUCAGAGAAUAUCCGAUUUUAAUUGGAACAAUACCACCGUAACCUGAUCCAUCAAUCCCUACAGCUUCGUUUUUUUUAUGUAUAUCCAAAUCUACAUCAAAAACCGAAGACAGGACUUUGAGAUUUAACCAAAUGUACAUUGUACCAAAUGUACACCUUUUUGAAGUUUAUUAUCAAUACAAAAAUUUCUGGAUAAUACAUAAAAUA